AUGCCUAUCAAAAAUCCAACCCAGUCCGACUUCCCCUCUAAUCUCACAAUCACAAUCACACCUCCUCCAAACCCCACCUCCAACCCCUCCCCAAACAUCCUCCUUCUCCUCCAUGGAAUCGGAGACACCGCCACAGGCUUCUCAUCCUUCGGCCGGGCCCUCCACCUCCCCGAAACAACAGUCCUAACCCUCCAAGCACCCCUCCCCCUCCCAUUCGACUUACCAGGUUUCCACUGGGGCGACGACGUCGCCUUCGACUCCUCAACAGGUGGCCUAGACAUGGACGCAGGCUUAACAAGAAGCACAGACACAAUUGUCAAGGAUGUCAUCCGUGGAGUCUUGAUCCAGAAAUGCGGCUACAGGCCUCGUGAGAUCCUAGUCUUUGGCUUCGGACAAGGUGGCAUGGCUGGGUUAAGUGUUGCGAGGGAACUUGGAGUGUCGGGUGAGAAGGAGGGCGUAGAUCGGGAACCGCUGGCUGGUGUUGUUUCUGUGGGUGCGCCGUAUCCGCUUUCUGGGUUGAGGGCUGGGAGUAAGAAUCGGACACCUGUGCUGUUGGUUUCGGGGAGGGAUUCGGUGCCUGUUUCUGGUGCGGCGGUUAAUAGGACGAAGGAGGUUUUUGAGUUUGUGGAGGUUAGUCGGUAUGUUCGGAGGGGGGAUGGGAUGCCAUCUAAUCGGGAUGAGAUGAUGCCUGUUAUGCAGUUCUUUGCGAGGACGUUGAGGAGUAGACAGGGCGUUCCUGAGGGGAGUGUUGAGCUUGGUUGA
Messenger RNA from Penicillium angulare, 762 nucleotides. Its product is annotated as alpha/beta hydrolase. The transcript has a single exon. Gene Ontology annotation, cellular component: cytoplasm. NCBI's taxonomy places the organism in Eukaryota, Fungi, Ascomycota, Eurotiomycetes, Eurotiales, Aspergillaceae. The record is from RefSeq and is a predicted model, not a curated record. Gene Ontology annotation, molecular function: carboxylic ester hydrolase activity; palmitoyl-(protein) hydrolase activity. Bases 1 to 762 code for a protein of 253 amino acids. Gene Ontology annotation, biological process: protein depalmitoylation.